AGAGAAAUCGCUCUUCAAACAUGGCCGACGUGCCACUCGCUGGAAGUGCGACUUGUUGCGAUUUGAGCACUUAGUUUGGGCUCUGUAAUGCAUUUUGCGCUGCUCUCGAGCCAUCAGAGCCAUGGGAGGCUGUCUAGGUAGAAGUCGGGAGCGCAGCAGGAAUGAGUCGGCCUCGUCCGAGGGCGCGAGUCGCGUCAAUUCAGGAAGCGGUACCAGGAAAAACCACCCUCUGUGCCACGAAGUGAUUCGGUGGAAAUCGGACAUUCCGCUGACGGACGGACAGCUGCGGAGCAAGCGGGACGAAUUCUGGGACACGGCGCCCGCCUUCGACGGCAGGAAGGAGAUUUGGGACGCUCUGAGGGCGGCCGCCACUGCCUACGAGGCCUGCGACUUCCAGCUGGCCCAGGCCAUCUUGGACGGCGCCAACGUUUCCGUGCCAAAUGGUUUCCUGACUGAGUGUUACGAUGAACUGGGCAGCAGAUAUCAGGUUCCCGUCUACUGCCUCUCGUACCCGAUCAACAUCGUCAAAGACUUCAGUGGCAGAGAAUCGCCGGACUCCUCAGAAAACAAUGGAGACGGCGACGGAACUGAGAUUGUCCUGAAGCUGCGACUGUCGUCAACUUGUUGUGACAUUAAACUGCCCGUCCUGUCCACGGACACCAUCUUUGCCUGCAAGAGAAAACUCAGAAGCCAAGAGGCAAUCGAAGUGUCAAGGCAGCGGUGGUACUUUGGAGGAAAGUUGUUGGGCGACAAACUGCACAUCGACGAGGUCAAAAUCACCUCCGGCUACAUCAUCCAAGUGAUUGUGAAUCAAGAGGAAUUGUGCCGAGUGGACAGCUAGUGUGGAAAACGGACAAAAAGACCCUCGGGGGGUCUGCAGACUUGAUAUUCAGUUGCUGUGAGCAGCUUGGCUCGAGGAUUGUUUAGGUCUUGUGCCAUUGUUCGGUGAAAUCAAACGUCCGAAAGAGUAGUUUUCUUUGCCAUUUUUAUUUAAUCGGUGGAGAGAAAAAGUAGGACGGAGACAGUUUAGCAAAGUACUUCAAUUAAAUCUAUUUUGGUGAACGAGUUUAAAUUUUAUUUUUGGGAAACGCAAGAAUCAGUUCCUGUGAGGAAAUUUCUUGAGAAGAAAUUUUGACGCAAUAUAGAAAAUUUGCAACAAAUGAAAUUUAUUAAAUCUCCAUAUCACUGGACACGCAUCCUAAUUUUAAAUUAAACUUUGUGAUAAUCUUAAGAGCAUUGGCAAAUUUGUAAAGCAGUUACAGUAAUUAGUGGUGGAUCUAUUAUGGCCUAUUUUGAUGUGAUAUGAAAAGUAUAUUUUUGUUUCCGCUCUUCCUUUUCCGCAAGAAAUGUGACCUCACGUCUAUGAUGUACCUGAUUACAACUAUCCGAGUGUGCAGGAAUCGUAGUUUCAGGUAUUAUAAGCGACACCCCUAGCUGCAAGACUUAGUAAUAUUUGCGUAGUUUCCCAAAAAGUAAUGGAGUUACCGAAAGCAAACAGAUGUGUUGCCUCAAAUAUGAUAAAUAAUCGUGUUGGAUUUUGGAUAUUAUGUAUUAUUUAAUGUCAAAAGCUUAACCUCAUUUUAUGCUUUACCUCUUUCAGGUUACGGUUUCAGCUCAAACCCCUUCGAAUAUGUGCAAAUGAGACAUAAAGAUGUAUAAAAAACGACCAAAUUAACCUUGAGUGCUAUUCUUGCUAAAAACAAAACUGAUCCAAAGAUGAACAUAAUAAAGAAAUAAAAAUGUGCUUAAAUUUGGAAAAAAAAGUGCAAUUUGUUAUUAGUGUGUAGCGCUCGUACAGCCACGCACGGCUUCAGAAAAUACAAGAAAAAAUGUUUUGUGAUGUUUGUGACAUUAAAUAAUUUUUCAAUGA
Molecule: messenger RNA, 1870 nt
Organism: Neocloeon triangulifer
Lineage: Eukaryota; Metazoa; Arthropoda; Insecta; Ephemeroptera; Baetidae
Product: ubiquitin domain-containing protein 1
Exons: 5
Coding region: 122-841 (239 amino acids)
Molecular function (GO): protein binding
Source: RefSeq, a predicted model, not a curated record